AUGUCAUCCAUCUCAAUCGCAACUCUCCCCCGCAUGGGCCGCGAUGUUCUAGCGGGCCUGCUUUCAACCGGCGAACCAAGCAAUCUAGCGAUCAUCGACGUCCGAGACUCAGACCACGUUGGUGGCCAUAUCUACUCAUCGACUUGGGUCCCCAGCUCAACGCUGGACGUGCGCAUGCCCGAGCUUAUUCGCACUCUCAAAGACAAGAAGACGGUUGUAUUCCACUGUGCACUCAGCCAGCAACGUGGUCCCUCUGCUGCCCUUCGAUAUGCGCGCGAGCGUGAAAGCUCCCUUGGCGCGCAAGAGAGCCAGAAGCAGCAAGUAUUUGUGCUCGAGGGAGGGUUUGUGGAAUGGCAGCAGAAGUAUGGCAAUGAUACUAAGCUGACUGAGGCUUAUGCUGCGGAUAUCUGGGAGGAAUACUGA
Penicillium egyptiacum is the source of this 423-nucleotide messenger RNA. Lineage: Eukaryota; Fungi; Ascomycota; Eurotiomycetes; Eurotiales; Aspergillaceae. The record is from the annotation of a GenBank genome assembly.